Molecule: messenger RNA, 3499 nt
Organism: Eleginops maclovinus (Patagonian blennie)
Lineage: Eukaryota; Metazoa; Chordata; Actinopteri; Perciformes; Eleginopidae
Product: kelch domain-containing protein 10-like
Exons: 10
Coding region: 155-1402 (415 amino acids)
Biological process (GO): positive regulation of stress-activated MAPK cascade
Molecular function (GO): protein binding
Source: RefSeq, a predicted model, not a curated record
CGCGGCAGGCAGCAGCAGGUGUGGACGCUCGUUAGUGAGAUUUCUUUAUUUUGCUGUGAUUGGUUGUACUCAUAGGUCCAUGUCAAUUUGUGGGGUGAAGGAGAAGCGGGUUGCAGUCCAGGUGUGAAGCCAGUGUGUGUGGCUCCCUGUCGAGAUGUCGUCGGCCGAGCAGGACGGGAGUCAGUUCAAUAAGUUUGAGAAACUGUCUUGGAGGCCCUCCAUCCGCGACUCAGGCUCCAAGAAGCGAGCGCGGUGGCUUCAGGCUCGGCGCAUCUUCUCCCCCUCCUGCCCCAACCUGCGGAUCCCCAACAGGUUUCUGAGAGAAGGACAUUGUGUACCUCCAGCCCGCAGCGGACACCGCUGUGUUGCAGACAGCACCAACCUGUAUGUGUUCGGAGGAUACAACCCUGACUUUGAAGAGGCAGGGGGGUCCGAGAAUGAGGACUACCCUCUCUUCAGGGAGCUUUGGAAGUUUCAUUUUGCUACGGCCACCUGGCAGCAGAUCCGCACAGAGGGUUACAUGCCCACUGAGCUGGCGUCUAUGUCAGCUGUUUUACACGGCAACAACCUGCUUGUGUUUGGCGGCACUGGGAUUCCAUUUGGUGAAAACAACGGCAACGAGGUCCAUGUUUGCAAUGUUCAGUACAAACGGUGGAACCUCCUCAACUGCAAAGGGAAGAAACCCAACAAGAUCUACGGACAGGCGAUGGUCAUCAUAAAUGGCUACCUCUAUGUGUUUGGCGGGACAACAGGCUACCUUUACAGCACUGACCUGCACCGGCUGGACCUGACCACCAGAGAGUGGACCCACCUCAAACCCAAUAACACCCCCUCAGAUCUUCCUGAGGAGAGGUACAGACAUGAACUAGCUCAUGAUGGACACAGAAUAUACAUUUUAGGAGGUGGGACUUCCUGGACGUCAUAUCCCAUGGACAAGAUUCACGCAUAUAACUUGGAGACAAAUUACUGGGAGGAAAUUGUCACUAAACCCCAUGAAAAAUUAGGAUAUCCUGCUGCCCGUCGUUGUCACAGCUGUGUGCAGGUCAAAGAUGAGGUGUUUAUAUGCGGGGGUUAUAAUGGAGAGCUGAUCCUUUCUGACCUGUGGAAGAUCAACCUGCAGACAUUUCAGUGGACCAAGCUGCCGGCCACAAUGCCAGAACCAGCCUACUUUCACUGCGCUGCCGUCACUCCGGCUGGCUGCAUGUAUGUCCACGGUGGCGUUGUCAACAUGUUUGGGAACCGAAGGUCCGGCUCUUUGUACAAAGUGUGGUUGGUGGUGCCCAGCCUGCUGGAACUGACCUGGGAGAAACUGCUGAAAACGUUCCCUCACUUGGCCCAGCUGUCGAGCCUUCAGCUCCUCAGCAUGGGACUGACGCACUCACUCAUUCAACGUCUCAAAUAGAAGGAGCACAGAGACUGAAGGGAGCGGUAUGUGAUGGAGCAGCACUGACUCAUAAAAACACUGAUAGCAAAACAAUUUUUUUAAAGGACCAAGAGACACUGAUGACUGUGGAAAAUAUUUGAAUGCCUUUUUUAAACUUGAGUUUUUUGUAAAUAUAUCUGCAUGUAUCCAUCAAAUACCAGGGAUUAGCUCAGUCACCAGAAUCACUCCUCCUUUUGCUUUGCUCUUGUCAGUUUGGACACACUAUAUAGUGCAUUCCCCAUUUUUUAAAAUUGUGUUUUUACCACAUCACUGUUAUACGAACUUGUGGAGCAAGAGCAGGAAAAUGUAAAUGUUCCAAAGACCUUCUUAAAAGGCUAAAUGAAUUUGCCUCCGCUGAUGUCAUUUUAGGUGACUGAUCAGCUUGUGUCACUGUUGCCGAAGUGAUAAUGUAUCGCACAAUGUGCCAUCUUUUACACAUGAUCAGUCAGCUGGUGCGACCCACUGUCACACGAGUAAGAUCAAAAACGACUGUCAAACAAUGCUGAUAUUAAAUUAGUUAGUUAUAAGUCAGAUUCUCUUAAAAGAGAGGACACUUUAUGACUGGUAUACUUGAAAGUCAAAUUAGGUCAAUUAUUAAAGGCAUUAUGUUUUAUCCUCGAGGGCCUUCCAAUUGCAUGCUGACAUUUAGCUGUGACCAUAACUGUACAGAACCGAUUUUAAAAUGUUCCCAAAUGUCACAUUAGGCCUUAGGAUCAGAUAACUCGAAAGCCUUUUUAAAUCAUAAUGGCAUCACUGUGAAUCGUAUAGUGCCUCUUCAAUAAUUCUUCCUCUUAAAGGGAAAAAUAAAGCUUAUUUAAUAAGUUUGGAAUUCAUUUAAACACCUGUAGAUCCGCAGUGAUUCUGCCUUGUUACAGUUUGUACACUUGUAAAUCUUACAUAAGAUUGUCUGUAGUAAGAUUUGGAUUUGUUCUGAACUGCACACAAAGCCGUCUUUCCCAUGUGAUCUACCUGGUGUUCUCCAAAUGAGCCUUUUGUUGCUGAAUCUUUCUGCUCCUGAUUAAUCAGGACAUGUGACUAGCAAUUUUUUUUUUUCAACCUAUUUAUUUGAACUGCUGUUUUGUCUUAUAACCCUUUGAAUUGUAGCAGAACAUGUAGCUACAUUUGUUUUUUAAUUCAUUUUCGUUUCCCUUGAUGCCUAAACUCUUUUUAAACCCUUUUAUACUUAUACAUAGGCUGCAUUACAAUUUUUCCAGAGAACGUGCUGUGGUACGUUUUCUAAAAAAAUUAAUUAGGGUUGGGACUUGUACUAAGGUAGAGUGAGAGGCGUACUCAGGAUGUGGCAUGCUUUUAUCAAAAGGUCAACAGAAGCUAAUCUCAUCUAUAACUAUCAUGACAAUUUUCAUUUCAAUUAUACACCUUAGUUUGGUUAUUGACAUGUUACGGCCUUAUUUAUAUCUCUUUCUGAAGCAACAACUUCACUACAUGCUCCAACUUGUAAAAUGGACUGCCUUGCAUAAGAUUGACAUGUUUAUAUUGGCAUCAUUUUUGAUGUCCAAAGUAAGUCAAAUAUCUCCUUUGCAUGUCGGUAUGGUGUGCAUGUCACUUUACAUAAACUCUUGGGAGAAAAGGUGAAUGUCUCCUCAAUAGCAACUAUGGCUGUAAUGACAUCAUGUUUUUCAGUUCCUGUCUGUAAAAACAAUAAAAACACAGGCAGCCAGUUUUUCAAAAUGUUGUAUUGACAGAGUUAUUAUUCUAGCUCAGCACAGCCAGCCAUUCCACUCUUUCCAAAAUAUAGGGUACCAGUGUUUUAUCUAAAAUAAUGUCACUUAUUCACAUUAUGGAGGUAAAAAGUCUACAAAAUAUAUUAUACCAACAAAAAGUUUUAGUGCAGAUACUUUAUAUCCUAUUCAUUUGUAAAAAAAAAAAAAAAAAAACCAUUUUUUUUUCCUUCAUUUUUCAAAGACCGUAAGAGCGAGGAGUCAAAGGAGACAUUGUUAAUUGUUAUCUUACAAACGCUGCACUUACAGUAGUAUAGAUAUGCAACUUACCUGACAUUAAAAGGCCAUUCAUUUGUAUGCUUUAUGACAUUUAAAUAAAUACAUAAUAAAAAGCCCA